Molecule: messenger RNA, 3251 nt
Organism: Eurytemora carolleeae
Lineage: Eukaryota; Metazoa; Arthropoda; Copepoda; Calanoida; Temoridae
Exons: 2
Coding region: 21-2321 (766 amino acids)
Source: RefSeq, a predicted model, not a curated record
AGUAUGAACAAACCUGUAGGAUGAAGGAUGGUAGGAUGACUGUAGGGAAUUUGGAACCUGAAUUUGAUACUUCAGAUGAAAGUUUGAGGGAUAAAGAGACGACUGUGUGGAAUCUUGAACAUAAACUUUCUGCGUAUGAUGAGAAAUUGAGUGAUAUCACAAAAGAAGGUUUAUCCCCUAGCUGUGUUGGUCCCAAAACUCUCAUUGAAACGAAUACUUGGUUGGUGGAAGAUGGAGAGACGACUGUCCAGAUCAGAGUUGGUCAAGAGUUUGCAAAACCAGAGAAUUUGUUGGACACAAAUAAGGCAUUGCUUAAUAUCUUUGGUCUUGUGGCCAAGGCGGGCAGGGGUGCAGCAGAGCUACCAGAUCCAGAUCUUGGACUGAUCAUCAGAGAGGAGACGACUGUAAGGAAUCCGGUUUGUAAAACUCAGCCCACAUUUGAUUGGAUGAAGAGUAGUAAAACUGAUCAAUUUUCUGUUACUGUGGCUAAUCUGGGCAGGGGUGUAGCAGAGCUACAAGUGGAUUCUGUAUCCCAUGGUUGGAGAGCUAAGUCUAGCCAGAAAGAGUUUUUGAAGAAGACUGGUGAAGUUGAUAACUUUAAGAAGAAUGACGAUUGUAAGAGGAGUGAAGAUUUUAUCAAUGAUGAAGGCUCUGAUAAGACUGAUGAUUUUAAGGUUGAUAAAUUUAAGAAGAAUAACGAUUGUAAGAAGAGUAAAGAUUUUAAGAAUGAUGAUGGCUCUGAUAAGACUGAUGAUUUUAAGGUUGAUAAAUUUGAGAAGAAUAAUGAUGGUAAGAAGAGUAAAUAUUUUAAGAAUGAUGAUGGCUCUGAUAAGACUGAUGGGUUUAAGAAGACUGAUUGUUUUAGAAGGACUGAAGAUUUAAAAAAGAGUGACGUUGAUUUUAAGAAGACUGAUGAUCCUAAGAAUGAUGGAGAUUCUAAGAAUAAUGGCGAGUCAGAAAUAAGUUUUGAGCUUGAAACAAAUUGUGAUCCUGAGACAAAUUGGGGUCCUGAGAACCAUUGUGAUGUCAAGUUAAUGAGCGAUCAGGGACCAAUGAGCGAUCUUUGGAUGCUUCUGGGAUAUUCUGGAAUGGGUGAGACCUAUUGGUCUGGAGUUUGGUUUGUUAAGAUUCCUGGGGUUGAUGAGAUCUUCCGGUUUAGUGAGAGUCCCUGGAUGGAAGAAAAUCUAUUGGCCUGGAUUGAUGAGAUUUCCUGGUUUGAAGAGUUCUCCUGGAUUAGUGAAAGUUCAUGGUUUGAGGAGAUUUCCUGGUUUGGUGAAAUGCUUUUGAGUGAUGAGGUAUCCUGGUAUGAAAAAGAAUCUUUGUUUUGGGAGAUAUCCUGCUUUGAUGUGAUCUUUUGGGUCAAGAUCUCUUGGUUUGUUGAGGUUUCUUGGAUUGGUAGAGUCUCCUGGUCUUGUGAGGUAUCCUGGUAUGACUGGGACCCGGAGAAUGGUGAGUUGUCACCUGGACUUGGUGAACUGAAUCUGAGCAGAAAUGGAGGAGAAAGGACUAGACCUGAUCUUGAGCCUGUGAAGAUUGGUUUCAGUGUGAAGAGGUUCUUGACGAAGUUGUUCACGGGACCUUUAGGAGGCAAGGAAUGGGAUGAGAGAUACCGGUACCUUGUGAAGAAGAUGGAGAUCCAACCAGAGAUUUUAGACUUGCUCCGUGAUCUCCCUGUGUCUGCCGGUCUUGCGAUCCGGAGAGAUUUACAGGGAGUAGAGGAGUUCUAUUCUUUGAUCUCUGGUAAGGAUGUGGUCUUGGAGAGGGAUUUUGUGGAUCUGACUUCCCUGGUGGCCCUGGCUGGCUACAAACUCCAGGCAAGGAAUAUGACAGCAAUGGGUGCUCAGGUCAUGGGAAGCUUGUUGAAUAAAACUGAGUCCACGGAUGAUAACUGCUGGGGGUUAAGAGGGAAGGAGAUUCCACAAUGUCUGCAGUGCUAUGCUCUUAGAGAUAUCAAGUUUGGAUUCAUUACUUAUUCUGUUCUUGCUGGAUUGCUGUUGAAAGAUGUGUUUCCUGAUCCGGAUGUAAUAUGCAGGUUCCUAAAGUGUGAUCAGAUUACAGCUAUGAACUGGUUCUUGGAGUUUGUCCUGUUGUCUCUGGAGGCUGCAGAGGAGCAGGCCUGGAGUAGAGAGGAUGUGAUUAGAUCUCUGAGGUUGCAAGAUUCCAGGGAUAAGCUGUGUGAAGCUCCACCGUCUUUUGUUAAACUAUGGUUGGAGAUACUGGGUUCCUGGCCAACUUUAACAUCUUGGGGUUGCAGGUUCUUGUUGCCAUGUAGAGAAUGGUUUCUGGUUCAGAUCUGGGUCCUAGCCAGAGCCAAGAUUUAGUGGUCGGAUGAUGGGGUGCUGAGGUUCCCUAGGGAUGAAGACCUGGAGUAUUCUGGAUUCGGGUUAUCCUUGGAGGAGAUUGGAAACCAAGCCUGGAAGGAACCUGUCUUUGGUACCUGGAGUAUGGUUCAUCCAGCUGGAGUGAAGAUCCCGUUCCUAGAGUUUGAUGUUAGCUCCACUAAACCCUGUGAGAUCGGGAUGAGAUGUUAUGAGUUGGGUUGGUGCCAUGAUGAUGAGCUCAUUGAAGGGACUGGAGGACUGGACUAUUAUGACCUGGACUUUAAGUUUGAGAUCCCCAAGGAGGUUGAGGAGAUUGAGGUCUAGGUGAUGAAGUGCUUAAGGACACUUGUAUUAGUCUUGAGUGAGGGAACUAUUCUUGGUGAUUUUUCUUUUCAGGUUUGAGUGAUGGCACACUAAGAAUUCUUGUUGUGUUUAGAAAGCAGUCGCAGGAUGCAGCCGAGUGAAUUCUCGGACACCAGUAGCGGGGUGCAACUGAACUUUUUUUUCUUUUUUCUCGUUGGUUGGGGAGUGUUACGCGACCAAAAGUCUCGUAUAUAUAUAGAAGGAUAGAACACCCCUGUGCUGAUAUUCCCUCAGAGUUUCUGAAGCAUCCCUGGAGUUUGUACUGUGUGUAGAAGACUGUAUCUGAGAAGAAAACUGCCCAAACCAGUUUUAGUUUAUAUAAUAUUAUAUUGUUCGUACAUUUUCAUACCAGUAGAGAUUUGAUUUUUAAUGGAGUUGUUCGCCAUUAAUUUGGUCUUUUCUUUGUUCAAGUGAUAUUUUGUGGAGGCGCAACCUGUUGAAUUUCUGCUAUGCUGAAUAAAUCCUGAGUUCUUUAUUGAUUCGUUCAUCAUGAAGAGAGGAGAUAGAAAUUACGACAAACCAUCGCAAAAUACCACAAGGUCUAUAUAUAGCGCUUAGUCGCGUAAC